Messenger RNA from Bactrocera neohumeralis, 1021 nucleotides. RefSeq lists its product as uncharacterized. The transcript has 2 exons. Bases 212 to 1021 code for a protein of 269 amino acids. NCBI's taxonomy places the organism in Eukaryota, Metazoa, Arthropoda, Insecta, Diptera, Tephritidae. The record is from RefSeq and is a predicted model, not a curated record.
UUCAACGAGUUGAACAACUGAUUGCUACGUGUAUGGGGCAGUUGUAUGAGUUGUAUCAACUGGUUGGAUGAACAUCAAAAUUUUUUGAUAUUUUGUCAAGUUGGUUGUGUUAGUUGGAUCGUGUUUGGGUUGGUCGUGCGAUUUCAAACGAUUUCGCCAUUUUAUUUCGGCUGUCAAACAGAGCGCGUUACGGAGAAAAUAAAAAAUAAAAAUGAGUGAAUGCGAUCGCCAACUCCGCGAAUUUAGCGAAGUUUAUAAAGCCAUGCCGGAGCUGUGGAACAGCAAACUGGACUGCUACAAAAACAAAAAUGUUCGCCGUAAAAGUUAUCAGAAACUUUUGAUAGAAUUUAAAAAAGUAAAAAACGAUGCAUUAAUAGACGAUAUGAAAAAAAAGUUGACAAAUAUGCGUACUUGCUAUCGCCGGGAGCUCAAAAAAACGUUACAAAGUGAAUCAUCUGGUGCAGGAGUUGAUGAUUCAUACAUUUCACCUCUGUGGUAUUUCGAGGAGCUCGACUUUUUGCGAGACCUGGAAAUACGUGUGUCUGGUGUAACAUCCAUCAGUUCGGAUGAAGAGGAAGAAGUGUCCGUUCCCGUGCAAUCUUUGAAGAAAUUUAAAAAAGUGGCUACCGAAAGAACAGAGUUUCUAAAGAAAGCAACCGAGCAUUUGGAGACAUCCAAAAAACAAUUGGAUGAAGCGGAAAUUUAUGCAAAUGCAUGGGCUUGCAUGUACAGGCAAAUGAAACCGGAGCAGCAACUUUUUGCAAAGCAAGCAGUAGACGAAGUGAUGCUGUUGGGCCGAUUUGGAAAAUUAUGUUUCAAUUAUCUGCACAGUCCUUCAAGCUCACCAAAUUUAAGUAGUCCACAUGUAUCACGAACCAGCUCGCCUUUUUUAAGUAAUGACUCGCCACUUUAUAUUUCAACAUCUUCUGGAAGUCCAACUGAAUCAACAUCACGCUUUUCACAUUUUACUUCUUUUGCCAUGGAAGCCCCAUACAAGCAACAUCACAUUCGCAACGUUUAA